GUUUACCCAGGGAGUCAUAUAAAGAUAAACUCAGAUAACCUGAAUCAAUAUUUCCUCACUGGGACCCAUGGAGCCCCCACAGCUGUUUUCCUGAUAACUCGGCAAAUGCCCCACCCACCCUUUGCACCUCCCUUGUCCUCCCGCCCUCAGAUGCCUGCUAGGCAUAUAAGUCCUGGACCCCUGCCCUGGGAUGCUCUCCUGUGCCACCCUCCUGAGCCUCCAUGGGGCUGCCACUAGCUCGCCUGGUGGCUGUGUGCCUAGUCCUGGCCUUAGCCAGGGGCUCGGAGCUCCAGAAAGAAAUCAUAUCCCGAAACCAUGUCUGCAGCACCUGGGGCAACUUCCACUACAAAACCUUUGAUGGCGAUGUCUUCCGAUUCCCUGGCCUCUGUGAUUACAACUUUGCCUCUGAUUGCCGAGACUCCUACAAGGAAUUUGCUGUCCAUCUGAAGCGGGGCUCGGGCCAGGCUGGGGGUCACCCCCAGAUAGAGUCCGUCAUCAUUACCAUUAAGGAUGACACCAUCUACCUCACCCACAAGCUGGCAGUGGUGAACGGGGCCAUGGUCAGCACCCCACACUACAGCUCCGGGCUCCUCAUUGAGAAGAACGAUGCAUACACCAAAGUCUACUCCCGUGCUGGUCUCUCCCUCAUGUGGAACCGGGAAGAUGCACUCAUGCUAGAACUAGACAGCCGGUUCCAGAACCACACCUGUGGUCUCUGCGGGGACUUCAAUGGCAUACAGACCUAUUAUGAGUUCCUCAAAGAAGGCAUACACUACAGUGCCAUUGAAUUUGGGAACAUGCAGAAGAUCAACACGCCUGAGGAUGAGUGCCAGGACCCGGAGGUGGUGCAAGAGCCAGAGUCUUGCUCUGAGCAUCGAGCCGAGUGUGAGAGGCUGCUGACCUCCACAGCCUUCGAGGACUGCCAGGCCCGGGUGCCCGUGGAGUUGUAUGUGCGCGCCUGCAUGCAGGACCGUUGCGCGUGUCCUCAGGAUGGUGCCUGCGAGUGCAGCACCCUUGCCGAGUUCUCCCGCCAGUGCUCCCACGCAGGCGGCCGACCUGAGAACUGGAGGACUGCCUCACUCUGCCCCAAGAAAUGCCCUGGUAACAUGGUAUACCUGGAGAGCAGCUCGCCCUGCAUAGACACCUGCUCACAUCUGGAGGUCAGCAGUUUGUGUGAGGAACACUACAUGGAUGGCUGCUUCUGCCCAGAAGGCACUGUGUACGAUGACAUCACGGGCAGGGGCUGCGUCCCUGUGAGCCAGUGCCACUGCAAGCUGCAUGGGCACCUCUAUCGGCCAGGCCAGGAUAUUACCAAUAACUGUGAGACCUGUGUCUGCAAGGCUGGUCGCUGGGAGUGUCAAGAACGGAAUUGCUCUCAGACCUGUGCCCUAGAAGGUGGCUCCCACAUCACCAGCUUUGAUGGAAAAACGUUUACCUUUCACGGGGACUGCUACUAUGUCUUGACCAAGGGCCAGCAGGAUGACUCCUAUGCCCUCCUGGGUGAGCUGGCCCCCUGUGGCUCCACAGACAAGCAGACCUGCCUGAAAACUGUCCUGCUACUGACUGACAACAAGAAGAACGUGGUGGCCUUCAAAUCAGGUGGCAGUGUGUUACUCAAUGACCUGGAGGUGACCCUGCCCCAUGUGGCAGCAAGCUUCUCCAUCUUUCAACCCUCUUCCUACCACAUUGUUGUGAACACGGCGUUCGGGCUGCGGCUACAGGUUCAACUGGUCCCAAUCAUGCAGCUUUUUGUGACUCUGGACCAGUCUGCCAAGGGACAGGUGCAGGGUCUCUGUGGAAACUUCAACGGCAAUGAAUAUGAUGACUUCAUGACGUCUGGCGGGCUGGUGGAGGCCACGGGUGCCGGCUUCGCCAACACCUGGAAGGCCCAGUCAAGCUGCCAUGACAAGUUAGACUGGCUAGAUGACCCCUGUUCCCUCAACAUUGAGAGUGCCAAUUAUGCUGAGCACUGGUGUUCCCUACUGAAGAAGUCAGAGACCCCUUUUGCCAGGUGCCACCUGACUGUGGACCCCACUGACUACUACAAGAGGUGCAAAUACGACACGUGCAACUGUCAGAACAAUGAGGACUGCAUGUGCGCAGCUCUGUCUUCCUAUGCCCACGCCUGUGCUGCCAAGGGGGUCAUGCUGUGGGGCUGGCGGGAGCGCGUCUGCAACAAAGAUGUGCAUGCUUGCCCCAGCUCACAGAUCUUCCUGUACAACCUGACCACUUGCCAGCAGACCUGCCGCUCCCUCUCAGAGGGUGACGCUCACUGCCUCAAGGGAUUUGCCCCUGUGGAAGGCUGUGGCUGCCCUGACAAUACCUUCAUGGAUGAGAAAGGCCGCUGUGUGCCCUUGGCUAAGUGCUCCUGCUACCACUACGGACUUUACCUGGAGGCAGGAGAAGUGAUCCUGAGGCAAGGGGCGCGCUGCAUUUGCCGGAACGGGAGGCUGCAAUGCACCCAGGUCAAAUUGCUUGGCCACACCUGUAAGCACCCCAAAAUCCUUGUGGAUUGCAACAACUUGACUGCUCUGGCCACCCGGGAACCCCGCCCCACUAGCUGCCAGACACUGGUGGCUGGCUAUUACCAUACAGAGUGUGUCAGCGGAUGUGUGUGUCCCGAUGGGGAACUGGACGAUGGCCAAGGUGGCUGUGUGAAGGAGGAGGAGUGUCCUUGCUUCCACAACAAAGACCUAUACAAACCUGGGGCCCAGAUCAAACUGGACUGUAACAACACCUGUACUUGCCAGAAAGGACGCUGGGAGUGCACCCGCUAUGCAUGCCACAGCACCUGCUCCAUCUAUGGGAGCGGCCACUACAUCACCUUCGAUGGGAAGCACUAUGACUUUGAUGGACACUGCUCCUAUGUGGCUGUCCAGGACUACUGUGGCCAGAACUCUACUGGCUCCUUCAGCAUUAUCACCGAGAAUGUCCCCUGUGGCACCACAGGCGUUACCUGCUCCAAGGCCAUAAAGAUAUUUAUAGGGGGGACAGAGCUGAAGCUGAUGGAUAAACAUCGUGUGGUACGGCACUUGGGAAAUAGGCACCAUGUGCCCUACAUCACACGGAAAGUGGGCCUGUACCUGGUAGUGGAGGCCAGCCCUGGUAUUAUCGUUAUCUGGGACAAGAGGACCACCAUCUUCAUCAAACUGGCUCCUUCUUACAAGGGCACUGUAUGCGGUCUGUGUGGGAACUUUGAUGACCAGACCAAGAAUGACUUCACCACUCGGGACCACAUGGUGGUGACCAGUGAGCUGGACUUUGGAAAUAGCUGGAAGGAAGCUUCCACGUGCCCAGAUGUGAACCACACCCCAGACCCCUGUGCCCUAAAUCCACACCGUCGCUCCUGGGCAGAGAAGCAGUGCAGCAUUAUCAAAAGUGAUGUAUUCAAAGGGUGCCACAGCAAGGUGGAUCCCACGGUCUUCUAUGAGGCCUGUGUGCACGACUCCUGCUCCUGCGACACGGGUGGUGACUGUGAGUGUUUCUGCUCCGCUGUGGCCUCCUAUGCUCAAGAAUGCACCAAGGCAGAGGCCUGCGUGUUCUGGAGGAGGCCGGACCUAUGCCCUGUAUUCUGUGAUUACUACAACCUCCCAAAUGAGUGUACAUGGCACUAUGAACCGUGUGGGAACCGCAGCUUUGAGACCUGCAGGACCAUCAACGGCAUCCACUCCAACAUCUCUGUGUACUACCUGGAGGGUUGCUACCCUCGGUGCCCUGAGGACAAGCCAAUAUAUGAUGAGGACAAUAUGAGCUGUGUCACUGAGGACAAGUGUGGCUGCUAUGUUGAUGGCAUUCACUAUCCACCCAAUUCACCAAUUCCCACUAAGGAUAUCUGCGAGUCUUGUAUGUGCAACAACACUUCAAAAGUCAACUGCAGUCUAGAUGUAGGAAAGGUUGUUAACGAGACCCAGCAUGAUGUCUUCUGCUACUGGGAGAUCUGCGACUCCAAUGGAACAAUAAAACCACACUUCAAUAUAUGUGGAUCCUCCCUGGCACCCCCAACCACCUUGACAAGCUUCACCACAAUCUCUACCCCUAUUACCAUCUCCAUCACCACUACAACAACUGCCACUUCCACUACCUCCACUGCCACCCCCACAGUCACGAUAACUCCUGAAGUAUGCUGCUGGACUGAUUGGAUCAACAACAACCAUCCUAGCGCUGGCAGUAAUGGUGGUGAGCGAGAGACCUUCGACAGCAUCUGUAGUGCUCCUGUGGACAUUGAGUGCAGGUCAGCCACAGACCCCACACUCAGCUGGCAGGAUCUGGAGCAGAAGGUACAGUGUAAUGUCUCAUUUGGGCUCAUUUGCAAUAACGAAGACCAGUAUGGAAACGGACUAUUUGAACUUUGUUAUGACUAUGAGAUACGAGUCAAGUGUUGCUCUCCAGAGGUGAACUGUUCUAUUUCAACCGCCUCAUCCACAGCUUCACCAACAAUCUCACCUAGAACUUCACCAACAGCCUCACCUACCACUUCACCAACAGCCUCAUCUACCACUUCACCAACAACUCCACCUACCACUUCAACAGUUUCACCAACUACUCCAGCUACCACAUCACCAACAAGCUUGCCUACCACUACACCAACCAUUUCACCAACCACUACACCAACCAUUUCAUCUAGUGCUACACCAGUGACUUCAUUUACCACUUCACAGACAUCUUCACCAACCACCUCUGUUACAACUUCACCAACCCCUUCACUAGGCACCUCAACUGCCACAUCACCAAGCACCUCACCUACCAUUUCAUCAACCUUGUCUACUCUGUCCUCCUCCUCCUCCUCCACCACCACCACCACCACCACCACCACCACCACCACCACCACCACCACCACCACCACCACCACCGCCACCACCACCCCAUGCAUUGAAAACAUUGAAGAGUGCGAGUGGACUGGCUGGACGGAUUCUGGCAAACCUAAAAAUGAUAAAAACAGUGGAGAUUUUGAACCGAUUGGAGAUGCCUGUAAAACAGGUUGGGAAGUAGCUGACAUCUCCUGCAGAGCUGUGAUGUAUAACGACAAAACACUUGAACAGCUAGGACAGAUUGUCACUUGUAACACAGAAGUUGGGCUAGUAUGUAAAAAUUCAGAUCAGAAAUUAGGAGGGUAUAUCCCAAUGCCUGUGUGUGUCAACUAUGAGAUCAAUGUUAAGUGCUGUGAGUGCUGUAAGCCAGAAUGCUCCGAGACGACACCACUUUCAACCACUACUAUAGUGACUACUAUCCCAACAUCUACCAGCACAAAGACCCCAACACCAAACUCUACUACCACACAGACCACAACACCGACACCCAGAUAUACCACUACAGAGACAAGCCCAACACCAAGUACCACAGUGACUCAAACCCAAACAUCUACCACAACAGAGAUAUCAACCAUAGAAAGAUCGACUCCAUCAUUUACCACCACUCAGACAUCGAGCCCCACACCCACUACAACAAUGACUUCAACCGUGUCAACAACCACCCCAGUAAUGUCAACUCCAUUAUGGAAUACAACAGAGACCACAACACCCACCCCUAGUCCAAAUACCUCCAUGCCAACAUCUACCAUCACAGAAACACCAAGUUCAAAACCGACCACACAAGGGACUCCAACCCCAAUAACUCCCACCCCAGAAACCUCAAGUCCAAUAUCUUCUACCACACAGAUCACAACAACAACCACUAGUCUAGGUACCUCAACUCCAACAUCUACAACCAUAGAGACACCAACACCAACUACCUUAGUGACUCCAACCCCAAAACCUAGCAGCCCAGAAACCCCAACUCAAUUAUCUACAACCACACAGACCUCAACAACAACACCUAUUUCAGGAACAGUCCCUACAACAGCGACCACAACAAAGACACCAACCCCAACCCCAACCACAACAGUGACCAAAACCCCAAUACUUAUGACCACAGAAACAUCAACUCCAAUAUCUACUACCACACAGAUCACAACACCAACACCUAGUCAAGGAACAACCACUAGUCUAGGUACCUCAACUAUAACAUCUACCACCAGGAAGACACCAACCCCAACCGAGACCACCAUAGUGACUUCAACCCCAAAAACUAGCAGUCCAGAAACCCCAACACCAAUAUCUACUACCACACAGACCAUAUCACCAACACCAAGUCAAGAGACACCAACCCCAACUCUGACUACCACAGUAACUCACACACAAACACCAACCAUCAUAAAAACCUCUACUCCAACAUCUACUUCUACACAAACCAUAACAACAACCACAGGUGUAGGUACGUCCACUCCGACAUCUACUCCCACAGAGACACCAACCCCAACCUCGACCCCUAUAGUGAGUUCAACGCCAACAUCUAGCAGCCCAGAAACCCCAACUCCAAAAUCAAUUACCACACAGACCACAGCACCAACACAUAGUGAAGCAACCACUAGUCUAGGAACGUCCACUCCAACACCUACUCCCACGGAGACACCAACCCCAACCCCGACCACCAUACUGAUUUCAACCCCAAAACUUAGCAGCCCAGAAACCUCAACUCCAAUAUCUACUACCACACAUACCACAACACCAACACCAAGUGAAGGUACCUCCACUCCAACAUCUACUCCCACAGAGACACCAACCCCAACUCUGACUACCACAGUAACUCACACCCCAACACCUACCAUCAUAGAAACCUCUACUCCAACAUCUACUUCUACACAAACCACAACAACAACCACUAGUGUAGGUACGUCCACUCCAACAUCUACCACCACAGAGACACCAACCCCAACCCAGACCACCAUAGUGACUUCAACACCAAAAACUAGCAGCCCAGAAACCCCAACACCAAUAUCUACUACCACACAGACCACAACACCAACACGAAGUCAAGGCACCUCCACUCCAACAUCUACUCCCAAAGAGACACCAACCCGAACUCUGACUACCACUGAGACUCCCAACCCAACACCUACCAUCAUAGAAACUUCUAGUCCAACAUCUACUUCUACACAAACCACAAUCACAACCACUAGUGUAGGUACGUCCACUCCAACAUCUACCACCACAGAGACACCAACCCCAACCCAGACCACCAUAGUGACUUCAACCCCAAAACCAGGCAGCCCAGAAACCUCAACUCCAAUAUCUACUUCCACACAGACCACUAAACCAACACUUAGUCAAGGUACCUCCACUCCAACAUAUACACCCACAGAGACACCAACCCCAAAUCUGACUACCACAGUAACUCAAACUCCAACACCUACCAUCAUAGAAACCACUACUCCAACAUCUACUUCUACACAAACCACAACAGCAACCACUAGUCUAGGGCCCUCCACUCCAACAUCUACUCCCACAGAGACAGCAACCCCAAAUCUGACUACCACAGUAACUUCCAACCCAACACCUAUCAUCAUAGAAACCUCUACUCCAACAUCUACUUCUACACAAACCACAACAGCAACCACUAGUGUAGGCACGUCCACUCCAACAUCUACCACCACAGAGACACCGACCCCAAAUCUGACUAGCACAGUAACUGAAACCCCAACACCUACCAUCAUAGAAACCUCUACUUCAACAUCUACUUCUACACAAACCACAACAACCACUAGUCUAGGGACCUCCACUCCAACAACUACACCCACAGAGACACCAACCCCAACUCUGACUACAACAGUAACUCAAACCCCAACACCUACCAUCAUAAAAACCUCUACUCCAACAUCUACUUCUACACAAACCACAACAACAACCACUAGUGUAGGUAAGUCCACUCCAACAACAACCACCACAGUGACACCGACCCCAACCCCAACCACCAUAGUGAUUUCAACAUCAAAACCUAGUAGCCCAGAAACCUCAACUCCAAUAUCUACUACCACACAGAUCACUUCACCAACACUUAGUCAAGGUACCUCCACCCCAACAUCUACACCCACAGAGACACCAACCCCCAACCUGACUACCACAGUAACUCAAACGCCAACCCCUAACAUCAUAGAAAGUGCUACUUCAAAAUCUACUUCUACACAAACCACAACAGCAACCACUAGUCUAGGUACGUCCACUCCAACAUCUCUUCCCACAGAGACACCAACCCCAAAUCUGACUACCACAGUGAUUCCCAACAAAACACCUACCAUCAUAGGAACCCCUACUCCAACAUCUACUGCUACACAAACCACAACAACAACCACUAGUCUAGGUCCCUCCACUCCAACAUCUACUCCCACAGAGACACCAACCGCAACUCUGACUACCACAGUAACUCACACACCAACACCUAACAUCAUAGAAUCCACUACUCCAACAUCUACUUCUGCACAAACCAAAACAGCAACCACUAGUGUAGGUACGUCCACUCCAACAUCUACCUCCAGAAAGACACCAACGCCAACACCGACCAUCAUAGUGACUUCAACCAUAAAACCUAGCAGCCCAGAAACCUCAACUCCAAUAUCUACUACAACACAGACCACUACACCAACACUUAGUCAAGGUACCUCCACUCCAAUAUCUACACCCACAGAGACACCAACCCCAAAUCUGACUACCACAGUAACUCAAACCCCAACACCUACCAUCAUAGAAACCACUACUCCAACAUCUACUUCUACACAAACCACAACAGCAACCAGUAGCCUAGGUACAUCCACGCCAACAUCUACUCCCACAGAGAUACCAACCCAUAAUCUGAGUACCACAGUAACUCCCAACCCAACACCUACCAUCAUAGAAACUUUUACUACAACAUCUACUUCUACACAAACCACAACAACAACCACAAGUCUAGGGACCUCGAGUCCAACAUCUCCCACGAUAGAGACACCAACCCCAACACUAACUACCACAGUAACUCACACACCAACACCUAUCAUCAUAGAAACCUCUACUCCAAAAUCUACUUCUACACAAACUGCAACAACAACCACUAGUAUAGGUACGUCCACUCCAACAUCUACAACCACAGAGACACCAACCCCAACAACGACAACCAUAGUGACUUCAACCCCAAAACCUAGCAGCCCAGAAACCUCAACUCCAAUAUAUACUGCCACACAUACUACAACACCAACACCAAGUGAAGGUAUCUCCACUCCAACAUCUACUUCCACAGAGACACCAACCCCAACUCUGACUACCACAGUAACUCACACACCAACACCUACCAUCAUAGAAACCUCUACUCCAACAUCUACUUCUACACAAACUACAACAACAACCACUAGUGUAGGUACGUCCACUCAAACAUCUACCACCACAGAGACACCAACCCCAACCCCGACCACAAUAGUGACUUCAACUCCAAAAACUAGCAGCCCAGAAACCCCAACACCAAUAUCUACUACCACACAGACCACUACACCAACACUUAGUCAACGUACCUCCACUGCAAUAACUACACCCACAGAGACACCAACCCCAAAUCUGCCUACCACAGUAACUCAAACCCCAACACCUACCAUCAUAGAAACCACUACUCCAACAUCUACUUCUACACAAACCACAACAGCAACCACAAGUCUAGGGCCCUCCACUCCAACAUCUACUCCCACAGAGACACCAACCCCAAAUCUGACUACCACAGUAACUUCCAACCCAACACCCAGCAUCAUAGAAACCUCUACUCCAACAUCUACUUUUACACAAACCACUACAACAACCACUAGUCUAGGUCCCUCCACUCCAACAUCUACUCCCACAGAGACACCAACCCCAAAUCUAACUACGACAGUAACUCACACACCAACACCUAUCAUCAUAGAAACCACUGCUCCAACAUCUACUUCUACACAUACCACAACAGCAACCACUAGUCUAGGCACGUCCACUCCAACAUCUACUCCCACAGAGACACCAACCCCAAAUCUGACUACCACAGUAACUUCCAACUCAACACCUACCAUCAUAGAAACCUCUACUCCAACAUCUACUUUUACACAAACCACUACAACAACCACUAGUCUAGGUCCCUCCACUCCAACAUCUACUCCCACAGAGACACCAACCCCAAAUCUAACUACGACAGUAACUCACACACCAACACCUAUCAUCAUAGAAACCACUGCUCCAACAUCUACUUCUACACAUACCACAACAGCAACCACUAGUCUAGGCACGUCCACUCCAACAUCUACUCCCACAGAGACACCAACCCCAAAUCUGACUACCACAGUAACUUCCAACUCAACACCUACCAUCAUAGAAACCUCUACUCCAACAUCUACUUUUACACAAACCACAACAGCAACCACUAGUCUAGGGCCCUCCACUCCAACAUCUACUCCCACAGAGACACCAUCCCCAACUCUAACUACCACAGUAACUCACACACCAACACCUAUCAUCAUAGAAACCUCUACUCCAAAAUCUACUUCUACACAAACCGCAACAACAACCACUAGUAUAGGUACGUCUACUCCAACAUCUACCACCACAGAGACACCAACCACAACCCCGACAACCAUAGUGACUUCAACCCCAAAACCUAGCAGCCCAGAAACCUCAACUACAAUAUCUUCUACAACACAGACCACUACACCAACACUUAGUCAAGGUACCUCCACUCCAAUAUCUACACUCACAGAGACACCAACCCCAAAUCUGACUACCACAGUAACUCAAACCCAAACACCUACCAUCAUAGAAACCACUACUCCAACAUCUACUACACAAACCACAACAGCAACCACUAAAACCUCUACUCCAACAUCUACUUCUACACAAACCGCAACAACAACCACUAGUGUAGGUACGUCCACUCCAACAUCUACCACCACAGAGACACCAACCACAACCCCGACAACCAUAGUGACUUCAACCCCAAAAUCUAGCAGCCCAGAAACCUCAACUCAAAUAUCUUCUACAACACAGACCACUACACCAACACUUAGUCAAGAGACACCAACCCCAAAUCUGACUACCACAGUAACUUCCAACCCAACACCUACCAUCAUAGAAACCUCUACUCCAACAUCUACUUUUACACAAACCACAACAACAACCACUAGUCUAGGGCCCUCCACUCCAACAUCUACUCCCACAGAGACACCAACCCCAACUCUGACUACCACAACACCAACCCCAACUCUAACUACCGCAGUAACUCACACACCAACAACUAUCAUCAUAGAAACCUCUACUCCAACAUCUACUUCUACACAAACCGCAACAACAACCACUAGUGUAGGUACGUCCACUCCAACAUCUACCACCACAGAGACACCAACCACAACCCCGACAACCAUAGUGACUUCAACCCCAAAAUCUAGCAGCCCAGAAACCUCAACUCAAAUAUCUUCUACAACACAGACCACUACACCAACACUUAGUCAAGGUACCUCCACUCCAAUAUCUACACCCACAGAGACACCAACUCCAAAUCUGACUACCACAAUAACUCAAACCCCAACACCUACCAUCAUAGAAACCACUACUCCAACAUCUACUUCUACACAAACCACAAUAGCAACCACUAGUCUAGGCACGUCCACUCCAACAUCUACUCCCACAGAGACACCAACCCCAAAUCUGACUACCACAGUAACUUCCAACCCAACACCUACCAUCAUAGAAACCUCUACUCCAACAUCUACUUUUACACAAACCACAACAACAACUACUAGUACGUCCACUCCAACAUCUACCACCACAGAGACAGCAACCCCAACCCCGACUACCAUAGUGACUUCAACCCCAAAACCGGGCAGCUCAGAAACCUCAACUCCAAUAUCUUCUACAACACAGACCACUACACCAACACUUAGUCAACGUACCUCCACUCCAAUAUAUACACCCACAGAGAAACCAACCCCAAAUCUGACUACCACAAUAACUCAAACCCCAACACCCACCAUCAUAGAAACCACUACUCCAACGUCUACUUCUACACAAACCACAAUAGCAACCACUAGUCUAGGCACGUCCACUCCAACAUCUACUCCCACAGAGACACCAACCCCAAAUCUGACUACCACAGUAACUUCCAACCCAACACCUACCAUCAUAGAAACCUCUACUCCAACAUCUACUUUUACACAAACCACAACAACAACCACUAGUCUAGGGCCCUCCACUCCAACAUCUACUCCCACAGAGACACCAACCCCAACUCUAACUACCACAGUAACUCAAACACGAACACCUAUCAUCAUAGAAACCUCUACUCCAACAUCUACUUCUACACAAACCGCAACAACAACCACUAGUCUAGGUACGUCCACCCCAACAUCUACCACUACAGAGACACCAACCCCAACCCCGACAACCAUAGUGACUUCAACCCCAAAACCUAGCAGCCCAGAAACCUCAACAUCUUCUAUAACACAGACCAUUACACCAACACCCACUAGUCUAGGUACGUCCACUCCAACAUCUACCACCACAGAGACCCCAACCCCAACCCCGACCACCAUAGUGACUUCAACAUCAAAACCUAGUAGCCCAGAAACCUCAACUCCAAUAUCUACUACCACACAGACCACAACACCAACACAUAGUCAAAGUACCUCCACUCCAACAUCUACACCCACAGAGACGCCAACCCCAAAUCUGUCUACCACAGUGACUCCCACCCCAACACCUAUCAUCAUAGACACCUCUACUCCAACAUCUACUUCUACACAAACCACAACAACAACAACCACUAGUCAAGGUACCUUCACUCCAACAUCAGCCACCAUAAAGACACCAAGUUCAAUGUCCACUAUUACAGUGACUUCAACCCCAACACCUUCCACUACUGAGACCCCAACACUUACUACCACAGAAGCCUCAACUCCAAUUUCUACUACAACACAUGUGACAACAGCAACAAUUGUUACAGAGACCUCCACUCCAACAUCUACAUCCACAGAGACACCAACCCCUACCUUGACUACCACAGUUACUUCAACUUCAUCACCUACUACUUCAGAGACCUUAACCUCUACCUCCACUGAAAACACAACUCCAACAUCUACUAGCCAAACUCCUUCUAAAUCUCCAACGAAACCAUCAACACCUGUGACCACUGUGCUCCCCUCUUCCCCACCUACGGAGUCCAUCAUCAUUCCUAGCACUCCUGCUACCACCAUAGUAACGUCUAGCACUGCAUCGUCACCUGGAACAUCACCAUCCAUCACUUCGUCAGCGGGCAGCACACCCUCUUUACCUCCAGGACCAACACCGGGACCCUCCACCACUGCUUCCGGCACAUCUACUUCCUCAAGGACCACAACAGGACAAACUUCACCCACCACAAGACCACCCUCCACAUCCACCCCUACAUCCUUCACUGUGCCAGUAUCUACCACGGAAACCACACCAACUACUUUGGAGACCACCAGGACCUCUUCUUGGGGCACAAUCUCCUCAGCCUCCCCAAUCACCUCUCCCAUCACUGACUGGAUCAGUGUUGAGACCUUGGUUACCUGCUGUGUUUUGAAUGACACGUACUAUGGUCCAGGUGAACUGGUCUACAACAAUACCCAUGGGAACACUUGUUAUUAUGUGAACUGCUCUGAGGAGUGCAAACUCCAAAUCUUCGAUUGGCCCUGUCCAUCUACUCCCUCAACUUCUACACCAUCAACACCAACGUCCUCCCCGACGACCACACCCUCCACACCAUCUACCACAUCUUCAAAGUCUACACCCUCUACAGCAUCAUCUACCACAUCUUCAAAGUCUACUUCCUCCACAACAAAAUCCACAUCAUCCAAGGCACCAACCACAACCUCCACCCCUGGGUGGUGCCUCGACUUUGAUCCUCCUAGACAGGAGAAUGAGACCUGGUGGCUAUGUAACUGUACCAUGGCCAUUUGCAAGCAUGACAACGUAGUGGAGCUUGUGGAGCGGAAGUGCGAACCCCCGCCCAUGCCUACCUGCUCCAAUGGCCUGAAGCCUGUGCGUGUCAUCGACCCUGAUGGCUGCUGCUGGCACUGGGAGUGUGACUGCUACUGCACCGGCUGGGGGGACCCACACUUUGUCACCUUUGAUGGGCUCUACUACAGUUACCAGGGUAACUGCUCCUAUGUUCUAAUGGAGGAGAUUACCCCCACGGUGGACAACUUUGGGGUCUACAUUGACAACUACCAUUGUGAUGUCAGUGACGAGGUAUCCUGCCCCCGCACACUAAUUGUGCGUCACGAGACCCAGGAAGUGCAGAUCAGGACUCUGCAGUUGAUGCCCAUUGUGGUGCAGGUGCAGAUAAACAAGCAGGUAGUGGCUCUGCCCUACCAGAAGUUUGGGGUGCAGGUAUACGAAUCUGGCAUCAACUAUGUGGUGGACAUCCCCAGGCUGGAAGCUCAGAUCACCUACAAUGGCCUGUCUUUCUCCAUUCGGCUGCCCUACCACCUCUUUGGCAACAACACAAAGGGCCAGUGUGGCACCUGCACCAACAGUACUGAAGAUGACUGCAUCCUGCCCAGCGGGGAGAUCAUCUCCGACUGUGAGGUUGCAGCUGACGAGUGGUUGGUGAACGACCCCUCCAAGCCACACUGUCCCCACAGCAGCUUCACCACCAAGCGCCCAGCCGUCACGACAGCAGGGUUCUUGCCACCUGAGAACUGCACUGUGUCUCCUAUCUGCGAGCUCAUCAAGAGCAGCCUGUUCUCUGAGUGUCACCCCUUCGUGCCUCCCAAGCACUACUAUGAAGCCUGUCUGUUUGAUAGCUGCUUUGUACCUAACUCUAAUUUGGAGUGUGCCAGUGUACAGGCCUAUGCAGCCCUCUGUGCCAAGGAAGGCACCUGCGUUGACUGGCGGAACCGUACUGAGGGGGCCUGCUCUGUGGAGUGUCCCUCUCACAAGGAGUACAAGGCCUGUGGCCCUGCAGAAGAACCCACCUGCCAGUCCAGCGCCUCCCAGAAUUUCACAAUCUUGGUGGAAGGCUGCUUCUGUUCUGAAGGCACCACAAAGUUUUCCCCUGCCAUUGAUGUCUGUGUGAAGACUUGUGGCUGUGUGGGACCUGACAAUGUGCCCAGAGAGUUUGGAGAGCACUUUGAGUUUGACUGCCAGGACUGUGUUUGCCUAGAGGGUGGAAAGGGCAUUGUCUGCACUCCAAAGAUAUGUGCUGGGGAGAACCAGACCACAUGCGAGGAGGAUGGCGAAUACCUUGUCGAAGAGCUCGACCCAGAUAACAAGUGCUGCAACAAAACCACAUGUAAGUGUGACACCAAACUAUGCAGUGCGGAACGUCCCUCUUGCUCGCUGGGAUUCGAAGUCAAGAGUGUCACUAAGCCUGGAAAAUGCUGUCCAGAUUACUCCUGUGUACCCAAGGGUGUGUGUGUGCACGAGAAUGCUGAAUACCAGCCUGGAUCUCCAGUGUACUCCACCAAGUGCCAGGAAUGUGUAUGCACCAACACCACGGACAAUGCCACCCGUGUCAACUACAUCUCCUGUACACAUGUGCCCUGCAAGAUCUCCUGCAGCUCUGGCUUUGAGCCUGUGGAAGUCCCUGGGGAGUGCUGCAAGAAAUGUCAGCAGACCCACUGCAUCAUUGAGAAGCCAGACCAGCAGUAUAUCAUCCUGAAGCCCGGGGAGAUACAGAAAAACCCCAACGACCACUGUACCUUCUUCAGCUGCUUGAAAAUCAACAACCAGCUCAUCUCCUCUGUCUCCAACAUCACCUGCCCCGACUUCAACGCCGAUGAUUGUGUUCCGGGCUCCAUCACGUACAUGCCAAAUGGCUGCUGUAAGACCUGUAUUCCUAAAAACAACACCGCAGUCCCUUGCUCGCUCAUCCGUGUCAAGAAGGAGAUUUCCUACAAUGGCUGCUCCAAGAAUGUCUCCAUGAACUACUGCUCGGGCUCCUGUGGGACUUUCGCCAUGUACUCUGCCCAGGUCCAGGAUCUGGAUCACAGGUGCUCUUGCUGCAAGGAGGAGAGGACCAGCGAGCGCCAGGUGACCCUGGAAUGUCCAGAUGGCAGUCAGCUGAGCCAUACUUACACACACAUUGAGAGCUGUCUCUGCCAGGACACCGUCUGUGCGCUCCCCCAGGCCCAGCAAGUCCGCGUCAGGCGUUCCAGUCCCCGACUUCUGGGAAGGAAGUGAAUGGGUUCUACCGUGUUCCUCCCUUCCCGUCUCGCACCAUGCUGCUGACCCUCUGAGCUCCCUCCUCUUCUAGCUUGGCUUCUUCUCUGCCGAUAUUUAUUUUCAGAGUUUCUGUUCCAUCCCUUGCUUUAUGAUAAUAAACUCAGGCAUAGCCAA
Molecule: messenger RNA, 16151 nt
Organism: Alexandromys fortis (reed vole)
Lineage: Eukaryota; Metazoa; Chordata; Mammalia; Rodentia; Cricetidae
Gene: Muc2
Product: mucin 2, oligomeric mucus/gel-forming
Exons: 58
Coding region: 222-15995 (5257 amino acids)
Cellular component (GO): extracellular matrix
Molecular function (GO): protein binding
Source: RefSeq, a predicted model, not a curated record